This is a messenger RNA of Globicephala melas (long-finned pilot whale), 9502 nucleotides long. It is a transcript of the gene FRMPD4, whose product is annotated as FERM and PDZ domain containing 4. Gene Ontology annotation, molecular function: protein binding; phosphatidylinositol-4,5-bisphosphate binding. NCBI's taxonomy places the organism in Eukaryota, Metazoa, Chordata, Mammalia, Artiodactyla, Delphinidae. The record is from RefSeq and is a predicted model, not a curated record. Gene Ontology annotation, cellular component: cytoskeleton; dendritic spine.
AAGAGGAAGUCUAAGGAGGCUGGAAGUGACUCUUUGCUCAGCCCAAAGUACCUGGAGAGCAGGAGAAAAUGGCAGGAUGCAAGAGGGGGAAAGGAUGGGGUCACACAAAGAAAAAGAGCUAGACUUGACCUCUUUUCCACUCCAGGAAUGAGAUGUAAGCCAGGAGGCAAGCCUGAGGCCGAGAAGCCCCCAGGGACGACAGAAUCUCCUGCAGGACUGGAGGUGGCCGGGGCUGAGGUUGUGGUCCUGAUGGCGGCCGCAGGCAAGGUGGAUGGAAACGAGACCAAGAGAAAAAAAUAAGUGACUUAGUAACUUAACUUUACCCAGAGAGUGGAACAUAAAAUGCAAGAUUUCAAACCCUGCCCUUCCAUUUCAUCUUCAUCUUUGAAAAAUACAGGCAGAGGUGAGCUGAUUUGGCUUGCUACCAUGGGUGAGGAUCUUGAAGGAGAAACUUGGCUGAACUUCUCCAUUCCCUGGGGCUUCGGCAAGGCAGUAGAGGAUGAAGGAGCACACCUAUGCCCCCACAGGACAAAGUCUUCAGGCUGGCCACCUCCCUCGGGAACCUGGGGCUUGAACCAGGUGCCGCCCUAUGGAUGGGAGAUGACGGCAAACCGGGAUGGACGAGACUGCUUCAUCAAUCACAUGACACAGGCAAUCCCAUUUGACGACCCUCGGUUGGAGAGCUGCCAGAUCAUCCCUCCGGCUCCUCGGAGGGUGGAGAUGAGGAGGGACCCUGUGCUGGGGUUUGGUUUCGUGGCAGGGAGUGAAAAGCCAGUGGUCGUCCGCUCAGUAACACCAGGUGGCCCCUCCGAAGGCAAGCUGAUCCCGGGAGAUCAGAUUGUAAUGAUCAACGAUGAGCCGGUUAGUGCCGCGCCGAGGGAACGGGUCAUCGACCUGGUCAGAAGCUGCAAAGAAUCGAUACUCCUCGCUGUCAUUCAGCCUUACCCUUCUCCCAAAUCAGCAUUUAUUAGUGCUGCAAAAAAGGCAAGGUUAAAGUCCAAUCCAGUCAAAGUGCGAUUCUCCGAGGAGGUCAUCAUCAACGGCCAAGUGUCGGAAACUGUUAAGGAUAAUUCACUUCUUUUUAUGCCAAACGUCCUGAAAGUCUAUCUGGAAAAUGGGCAGACCAAAUCGUUUCGCUUUGACUGCACCACCUCCAUAAAGGAUGUCAUCCUAACCCUUCAAGAGAAACUCUCCAUCAAAGGCAUCGAGCACUUCUCCCUCAUGCUGGAGCAGAGGAUGGAAGGAGCCGGAACGAAGCUGCUCUUGCUUCAUGAACAGGAGACCCUAACUCAGGUGACCCAGAGGCCCAGCUCGCAUAAGAUGAGAUGUCUUUUCCGAAUUAGCUUCGUCCCAAAGGAUCCAAUUGACCUUUUAAGGCGAGAUCCAGUUGCUUUCGAGUAUCUGUAUGUUCAGAGUUGUAACGACGUCGUUCAGGAGCGGUUUGGGCCGGAGCUGAAAUAUGACAUCGCCCUGCGGCUGGCGGCGUUGCAAAUGUACAUCGCAACCGUGACCACCAAGCAGACGCAGAAAAUCUCCCUCAAGUACAUUGAAAAAGAAUGGGGAUUAGAGACUUUUCUUCCCUCUGCUGUGCUGCAAAGCAUGAAAGAGAAGAACAUAAAGAAAGCACUUUCACACCUUGUCAAAGCAAAUCAAAACUUGGUACCACCCGGUAAAAAGCUCUCCGCACUUCAAGCCAAGGUCCAUUAUCUCAAGUUCCUCAGUGACCUUCGACUGUAUGGGGGCCGUGUGUUCAAGGCAACAUUAGUGCAGGCAGAAAAGCGCUCAGAAGUGACCCUCCUGGUGGGGCCCCGCUACGGCAUAAGCCACGUGAUAAACACCAAAACCAAUCUAGUGGCUCUUUUAGCUGACUUCAGCCACGUCAAUAGGAUUGAGAUGUUUACUGAAGAGGAGAACUUGGUGAGGGUGGAGCUCCAUGUGCUGGACGUGAAGCCCAUCACGCUCUUGAUGGAAUCUUCCGAUGCCAUGAACCUGGCCUGCUUAACGGCUGGAUACUACCGGCUGCUUGUGGAUUCCAGGAGGUCAAUAUUUAACAUGGCCAACAAGAAAAACGCAGGGACCCAGGAUACAGGAACUGAAAAUAAAGGAAAGCAUAACCUCCUUGGCCCAGAUUGGAACUGUGUACCCCAAGUGACCACAUUCAUUGACGAAGGGGAGCAAGAAGCACAGAUAACAUAUAUAGAUGCAAAGCAGAAGGCAGUUGAGAUUCCAGACGGCACCUUGUGUCCAAAAGACCACCACCGGCACUUGUACAUGGACAACACCUAUAACUCAGACGAACUCAGCCAGCAGCUGACCCAGCCGGGAGAUGCUCCGUGCAAGGCAGACUACAGAAGUCUAGCUCAGCGGUCCCUGUUGACUCUCUCAGGACCAGAAGCUCUAAAGAAAGCACAGGAGCCUCCAAGAGGAGCUAAAGUGUCCUUUAUUUUUGGAGAUCUCGCCUUGGAUGAUGGUAUCACUCCCCCGACUCUCGGCUAUGAAAGACUGCUGGACCAGAGUCCAGAACUGCUGGAGAAGCAGAGGAAUCUCUACAUCAGCGGUGCCAAUGACACGAAGAGCCUGGAUCUCACUCCAGACGCAGAGGGCAUCCAGUUCGUGGCCAAUUCUGUGUAUGCAAACAUAGGCGACGUGAAGAACUUCGAGGCUGCCCAGGGCAUAGAGGAGCCCCUCUUGCACGACAUCUGUUACGCGGAGAACGCCGACGACGCGGAGGACGAGGAUGACGUGAGCUGCGAGGAGGACCUCGUGGUGGGAGACAUGAACCAGCCGGCCAUCCUCAACCUGUCUGGGUCAAGUGAUGACAUCAUUGACCUCACGUCCCUGCCCCCGCCCGAAGGGGACGACAACGAGGACGACUUCCUGCUGCGUUCCUUGAACAUGGCUAUCGCCGCGCCUCCACCUGGCUUCAGAGAUAGUUCCGACGAGGAGGACUGUCACGGCCAGGCCGCUCCCUUCCUGGGGGACAAGGAGGCAGGCGGCACCCUGCAGAACGACGAGAUCCCCGUGUCCCUUAUCGACACUGUGCCCACCAGCGCCGAGGGCAAGUGUGAGAAGGGCCUGGAUAGCGCCGUCGUUUCCACGCUGGACACUCUAGAAGCUCUGUCCGUGUCAGAAGAUCAGCAGACCAGUGACAAUUCAGGUGUAGCCAUCUUGCGGGCUUAUAGUCCCGAGUCCUCGUCAGACUCGGGCAAUGAAACUAACUCUUCGGAAAUGACGGAGAGUUCUGAACUGGCCACGGCCCAGAAGCAGUCAGAAAACCUCUCCCGCAUGUUCUUGGCCACUCACGAAGGCUACCACCCCCUUGCGGAAGAGCAGACAGAGUUCCCCACCUCCAAAAGCCCACCUGGGGCCUUGCCUCCGAAGGCCUCCCACACCCUCACUCCCCGUCCAGUGAGCGACCUCCCGCCCAAAGUUGUGCCUUCCAAGCAGAUCCUUCACUCGGGCCACGUGGAGAUGGAGCCCGAAACCAUGGAGACUAAGUCAGUCACUGACUAUUUUGGCAAACUGCACAUUGGGCCGAUGGCAUAUUCCUGCACCAGCAAAAGGAAAAGCCAGCCGGCCGACGGGGAGGGGAAAGCAUCCCUUAAUGGGAGCAUGCCAGGGAAAAAACAGCAGGGGACCAAAACGGCAGACGUGGAGGAGGAUGCCAAAGGUCAAUUUGCUAGUGUGUCUUCAAGGGACAGUCAACACCUGAGCACUUUUAACCUGGAGAGAACUGCCUUUCGCAAGGACAGCCAGAGAUGGUAUGUGGCCACUGAGGGGCCUAUGGCUGAAAAAAGUGGGUUGGAAGCAGCAACAGGGAUAACCUUUCCCAGAGCUUUGGCUGUGGGAACCACAGAGACCGAAGGGAAGGAUGAUGGGGCUCCUGAUGGAGAAGCCGUUGAGGUUUCAGGACUUGGCCAGCGGGACCACUUCUUAACAGAGGUGACCUGUGUGUCUUCAGCCAAAGACUUAGGUAACCCGGACGAUGCUGACCCGUCCACCUGUGACCAUCCUUCCAAGCUCCCCGAGGCGGAGGAGAGCGUGGGCCGCCUUUGUGACUACCACUUGGCCAAGCGGAUGUCGUCGUUGCAGAGCGAGGGCCAUUUUUCUCUGCAGAGCUCUCAAGGCUCCUCGGUGGACGCAGGCUGUGGCACGGGUAGCAGUAGCAGCACUUGUGCCACUCCGGUGGAGUCCCCGCUCUGCCCCUCCAUGGGGAAGCACCUGAUUCCUGAGGCUGCCGGGAAAGGUGUGAGUUACCUUCCUUCCGAGGAGAGAGCCACCGGGCUUCCCAGCCACGGAGCCGCCUUUAAGGAAUUACACCCACAGACAGAAGGGAUGUGUCCACGGAUGACAGUGCCUGCCCUGCACACGGCCAUUAACGCCGAACCCCUGUUUGGCACUUUGAGAGACGGAUGUCAUCGACUCCCCAAGAUUAAGGAAACCACAGCUUUGACAGAGCCUGGGAAGGAGAGACGAGGAGGCAUGCCUUCAGCUUGGCCUCAACAUCCUAAAGCUGAUCCCACCCUGCUACCAUCAAACAUUCACUCGGAAUCAAAGGUGCCAAUUCCAAAUCAAGACCCUACUGAUUUCUCCCAAGCAAACCAGGCCUACGGAGAGGCUGUGAGCUGGUGGCCACUGGAUCUGCGAGGGGGGAGCCUCAGGACACCCCCCAGCCAGAGGGCUCUGAGACGUAGCAGCAGUAUCCUCUCGGGAUCUGUAAGUUUGGAGACCUUCCGGGAGAGAAGCAAAGGUGCAGUCAGCUUAAAGUGUCCAGGUAUCACAGAAGCACAGGAGGCCAGUUCAGAAAGGCACGCAGAACUCCCCCUAGGGAAGAAGCUCACCAAAAGUUUUUCCCAAAGCUCGAUGCACUUUAGCUCUGAGGGGAUAGUUCACAAAAGGUCCCCAGCGGCUCACAAAAACUCAAAGCUGUAUAGGACAUUGCCCUUGCGGAAGCUGGAAGGCAGCAAUUGGAGAUGCCGGGGACCUUUCAGCUACUGCUUCCUGAAUGGAGGGCAGGAUGAAGAUGGUGAUGAGGACGAAGAGCAGAGAGAGGUCGAUCACCACGUCUCUUGCCUCUUUCGACCACAGAUGACUCAAGCCACGCCAGACCCAAGCAGCCCACCCCUGGCUGUCGGAAUUCAGGAGCAAGGAGGGGAGCUGUCCAGAGGUUCAGUUCUGAAGGUCUGGGCCGAAGACUCGAGUGGCCCAGAUGAUGUGGACUUCAGCAACCUGACUUUUGAUGCCCGGAUUGCAAGGAUAAAUGCCCUUAAGGAGAGCACAUAUGCAAUGCCCGAUGGGUUCCUCGCAGCCCAAAAUGAUGCCAAUGAGCUGCUCUGCCUUGUCAGGGAAACCAAGGGGAAGAAAGGGGAGUCACGCCUUGAAGCGUAUGACCUAACACUUUCUCAGUACAAGCAGCUGUUAUCCAUUGAGUCCAGACAGUUGGGGAGUGCCUGCAGGAAAAUGGCAAUGGCCGAGAAAAGUCCAGAGGAGAUGCUCCUAGCUAUGACUUCCAGCUUUCAAGUGCUCUGUUGCCUAACAGAAGCCUGCAUGCGAUUAGUUAAAGUUGUGAACUCAGAAACACAGCGGCAGGAAAUUGUAGCGAAGAUCGAUGAAGUGGUCAUAAACUACAUCUGUCUCCUGAAAGCUGCCGAGGCAGCCACUGGAAAGACCACUGGGGAUCCCAAUGUUGGACUCUCAAUGCGACAUUCAACCACCAUGGCCGCUCUCGUAAGCACACUAACACGUUCUCUCAAGAUGCUUUUAAAUAAAUAAAGUAUGAAAGUCACGUCAUAAUCUACCUUUGCAAAGCCAUACAUGAACUUUUAUUUACUUUAUGUGUACGAUGAACAGAUGUCUCCUUUCUUCUCUCUGUAUAUUUUGUUAUUUUAUAUGAAAUAGGAGAUAAAAGUCACAUUGAUGAAAAGUUGAAAUGUACUAAUCCAGAUGUAUUCUGUUUCUAUUAUACAUAUAUACACAUGUAGAAGAAAUAUACAAGGAAGUGGUGAUAUUUGGCUAUUUUUCAUAUAGUCGAAACUCCAGGUAUGUGAUGUGAAACGUUAAAUUCUGCUGUGUUGGAGCAAAACAAUGAAUCCUAUCCCCUUUCCUUCCAAGUGGAUACUUGGAGACCAUAUCGUUCAUAUUUAGAAGUAAAAAAGAAAAGAAGAAUCACAAUGUAUAUAAAACAGUACUUAUGUUUUAAAACUAUGAUUUUUAAGCAUUGGAAAUAGCAAAAAGACAUUUAAAAUUCAAAAAGCUAUUAUGAAUUAUUAGAGAAUAUAUAUAAUAAAUUAAUUUUUUGCUCAUAGUGUUUGGUUAUCUGAUGCUUUUUUCCAGGAAUCCUACAUAUUUCAUUUUGGCUUACGCCAUUUGGGCUAGAAAUGGGGUGGGAGUGGAUUCUAUUGUGUCAACACAAAUGCUCUUCAUGAUGUUUCUAGAAUUAAAAUACUUCCCAAAUAGAAGAACAGGGGGAAUGAUGGACAGGUUCCCGGGUAAUACCUACUUAGGGACUAUCUAAUUGCACACAAGGAAAGGAGUUAAUAAUACCAAAAUUAAAUUGUUUGAUGAAAAGAGAGAUCUGCUUUGACUCAGUGUCAAAAUAUACAAACCAAAGACACCAUCUCUCUAGAAUUCCCUUCAGGGUGACAGAACAUUUAGUAAAGUAUUUGCAAAAUUAUAAAAAGGAACAUUUAAUGAUCCUCACAAGUAAAUGCAGGUCCAGUAACGUAAAGCAAAGAGCUUCGUGCAUCACCUCUACGGGAGCCAAUGCUUCCAACCAAAUUUGCAAUGACAACCUAACACUGGGACAAAAUUUCAAAUCUGGAAUGUUCCAGAAAAUCGGGGAAAGAUAGUUACUCUAAUAUGGAAGCCAUACUUAAAUAAAUAAUAAAAGUAUUUUUGAAAUGUUCUAAUCUGGAUUGGCUGAUAGAAAUGUGAAAGCUGAGGGGGAAAAAAAAAGAGUGGUAAACUUGACCGCUUCAAGUGAACCUGACGGAAUGCAAAGAAGUUUUUAGAACCAUCGUCUCUCUAAAAAUGUAUCUUUGGGUCAAAGCAAAAGGAUGCAAAGUCUGCAAUUGUAAAAUAAAGUUGAUAUGUACAUAUGUACUUCGUGGCUCUUUUAGUGCUCAAGCUACACACACUCCUAUUUACGUAGGUGGCUUCUUAGAAUAUGACAGGAGUGUGCCCAGUGCAAAUAUUUCCAUUUCUGUAGGCAUAACACAGUCCCCAGUUGCUGUCUCUCUCGUCAAUUGUUCCGUAGAGACUCAAUAACAAAAGCCACACAUAUUUAUAGGUGGUAGCAAACAAAAGGAGUUUAGACGUGUUAUUAUAAUGUUUAAAUAAUAAAACAUUAUUUGAUUACAGUUAUAAAUAUUGGUGUUUGAUAGUGAGAAAUAUUAAUGAUGUUUACUGUGGAAAUUUUUGGUAAAUGUUCUGUAUACGCAAAUACAUAUUAAUACAGGAUUGUGUUCUAUGUCAGACGUUGUGCUAAACAUAUCAUAUAUCUUAUCUCAUUUAAUCAUCACGACGAUCUUAUGGUUUGGACACUAUCAUUAAUUCCCUAUGGAGGCAAUAUAGUUUCGUAGUUAAGGACAUGUGGUUUGGGGUCAGAAACUUCUUCAUUUAAAUUUGGACUGUGCCAUUUUCUAGCCCUUUCAUCUUGGGAAAGCUAGUCAAUUUUCCUCAGUCUCAAGUUCCUUCUAGUAAUAUGGAAGUCAAUAAUAAGAUCUAUUUCCAUAGGAUUGUCACGAGUUUUAAGUAAAAUUAUGUAUAUAAAGUUCUUACUGCAAUACCUGGCAAAGAGUAAGUACUCAGUGCUAGAUACUAUUAUCAUCAUAAGCAUUGCGUUAAAUAUAUUGCCCAAGGUAAUAUGUAGGGGCUGUUUGUUUUAUACGCAUAUCGUAUCCUGACUCUGUGCAGAAUACAUGAGUGUAUUGCAUAUGUAUAAAAGAAAUAUACAAGGAAGUGAUGAUCCUUGUUCGAUCACAUGUCCAGUUAGAACACCAUCCCAGUCCAUUUCAGUUCUUCGGGAGGCCUCAGUGAAAUAGCUCUGGGUCUUUCUAACCAAUCUCCCAUUACCUUUGGGUGCUCCAGUAAAUUUCUGUUUCUUAUAAACAAACUCUUUACCACUUAGAGAACCUCAAGAGCCCCCCAAUCGCUAAAUGUGCUGCUCCUAAGUGGGGUCCAGGCCCACUAGAGUGUAGGAAGAAUGUAUUAGAAUGCUACUUGUGUUUAUUUUUAUCUAGCCUUUUUUAUGUUUGUGUAUGUUUUAUAAUGGCAUAAGAGUACAGUGGUAUAUGUACAUCAUUUUAAAUAAAUCAAUUAAUUAAUAAGCAUAUGCCUGAUGCAUGUGUGCAAUAAUAUUGUCGCAGGUAGGGUUGCACUCACUAAAGUUCGGAGACCACUGAAGCAGAGAGUGAAACUUCCUUGUCCCUGAGGUCUUUUACAUUUAGUCCCCAGCCUAUUUUUCCAGGUGUACCGCCUAUCAUUUUUAUUCAUCCUUUAUUAUAAAACUUUCAAACGUGUAUAAAGAUAGGCACGAUCAUAUAAUGAAUCAAUAUGUACUCAUCACACACCCAUUCAUGCCCAAUCUUUUCUCUGUUUCUAGGCACCUCCUUCCAAACUGUAUGUAGAAGCAAAUCCCAGACAUCAUAGCACUUAAUCCAUGAAUAUUUCGGUAAGCACUUCCUAUAGAUAAGAAUUUUUAAACAUAAUCAUAAUGCCAUUUUCACACUUUUUAAAAUUAAUAAUUCCCUAAUAUUACCAAAUAAAUAUGUUACAGAAAUAAAUGAUGAAGAAAGUGAAAAUUCCUAUAAACCCAACCCCCAAAGACAGUCGUUGUCAACAAUUUGGGCCAUCUGCUUUCAACUUUUUCUAUAUCUGUGCUAUUGUUAUCAUUAUUGUAGGUGUUUAGGAGUUUCACUUUUGACUCAGAGAGUUAGUCUGAACACAUUUGCCCUUCUCCUGAGUCUCAGUUCCACCAUAGUUUGUGUAAGUGGAUUGGCUGGAGGGAUCUGAUUGACACGGAAAGACAGAAGGGUCAGAUGAACCACCGCCACAGUAUUAGGCUUCUAGUAAAAUCCAGCAACUAAUGCAGUUGCCUUAGACAUUAAAAUUAACACAGACCCCUCAGCCCAGCUGGUAUUAGUCUGAUCACAAAAGAAAUUAUGUUUCAGAAAAAAAAAAAACUGACAAUAUUGAAAUGACCAGCUACAGCAACAUUACAGUAGAUUGAUUCCUUUUGCUAUGAAUUUCAUCUUUCAUUAUAAUUCGUCUUAGGAAAGACAAUUUUCAUUUCUGUUCCUCUUUUAUAUAUUUCUAAAUGUCAGUUGUUCUCUGAAUGUUAUUUCUGAGCUACUCAAGAUGUCACACUAAUUUAUUCCUCCUGGAUUACUCUCCAUUUGGCAAUGGAAAAGUUUGUUCUCUUGGACUGAUUAUCACCGUUCAUAAUUGUGUUAACUGUUUUUGAAAUUGAGAAAAAAGCAAAUUAGCUGUGUUCACGUGAUUC